AUGGAUGUUGAUGACAGGCAUCGGCGGCUACGGUUGACGCGUUGUGGCUGGGCGCGAAACUCGAAAGUGGCGGAUCUACGUUGGCCUCCGAGAUCUCCAUAUGAAGCGCUCAUGAGUUCUCCUAAUGGUCGCAAACGAUUCCAAGAGAUGCAAGAACGUCGGCAAGCCGGCAGGGCCUCCCUUAAGAGUUUCGAUGCUUCCCCAUAUGUACGAACGAAAGCGAAUCAGCUGCUGGAAGAUGGGGUCGAAAAUGAUAUGGAAGAGGAGGAUGAGGACGAGGAAACAUUACAGUUGAAACUGGCUGCGAUUGAGGCACGUUUAAAGCUUAAGAAGUUACAGCAGAGCAAAUCUAAGUCGAAGCCCCCGAGUUUCGAGCAGAAGACUAUCAGCGAUACACCCGCUUCUCCUUCCUCGCGACCAACCAUGCGAUUCAUUCCGGAGCGCAAGCGGAAGGCAGCAAAUAUGUCACAGCAGGAAAAUAUACAGGUGCCGGUGUCACCUUCGAAAAGAUUGGCCGCUUCCAUGGAUCCUGUGUCUCCGAGACGGAUUGUUCUUGGGAUUGACAAAGGGAAGAAGGGAACUGACACUUGCAGACAAAAGAAAGAAUCCGAAGAAAAGCGUCAAAUUUCGAGUCUUCCAAGAAAAGCGCAACGAGUUGAGGAAGUUCACGAAGGACGAUGUCAUUCAAUCUUUAUAAUCCACCAGGUUCUGAACUUCGAAAAAGCAAAAAAUAUCUCGAGUGCUAGCGGUAAUUGUUCGGCUACCCAGGAAUUUCAACUCCAGAUGGAAACGCGGCCUACCUCAUCAUUGCUAAACGAUGACAGCACCGAGGAUAACUCACAAAAUAUUAAACCAACUACAGCAACUGAUCCGUCCAAAUUUGAACCAUUCUCUGGACUUCACCUCUCAACUCGAAUUUUGCCCCAUUCCUUCCUAAACCGAACCCUUGAUGCAAAGAGCCCCAUGCGAAUACCGGACUUAUUAAGAACGAUUAAAGGACCUGAAUUCGACCCACCAGAUGUAGAUGGCGAUUACGUCGUUUUUGGCAUAAUAGCAUCUAAGUCAACCCCGAAAGAACAUCAAGAUGUGAAGAAAGGCGCCUCCAAGCAUAAAAAUCUUGAAGAUGACGGCUCAAACAAUACAUCUAAAUAUAUGGUCCUUACCCUAACGGACCUCAAAUGGUCCAUCGACCUCUUUCUGUUCUCCACUGCGUUCCCCAGAUAUUACAAACUCAUCCCAGGCACCGUUGUCGCCAUCCUGAACCCUUCCAUAAUGCCCCCACCACCAAAUAAACUUGAUACUAAUCGCUUCAGCCUCACAUUAAAUUCAUCAGACGACACAAUUCUCGAAAUAGGAAAAGCCCAAGACCUCGGUUUUUGCAAAGCAAUCCGAAAAGAUGGAAAAGUAUGCGAAACGUGGGUCGAUGGUCGAAAAACAGAAUUCUGCGAAUUCCAUGUUGACUUGCAACUUCGCAAGACAACCGCGAAGCGAAUGGAAGUUAACGGCGGGCCUACUACAUUUGGUCCAGGAGGUCGGUCAGGUUCCCGCACUGGCAUGUUUAACAAAAAUCGUGACCUGAAGGAUCGAGACCGAUAUAGACUAAAGCCUGAAGGUCCGCAGACAGACCGCUCUACGGGAUCUACUUACUACGUUGGGCCUCCUAUUCCAGGUAGCCGCUCGGCAGCCAGUCUUAUUGAUGCAGACGACCCUUUCAUCGUUGCUGCUAAUGAUUUCCCGCGUGGUGGCAAUGGCAAGCUGGAACGUUUUCAAAAGCGCCUCGCGGAGCAAGAGCGGGAGCGCAAUAUUGCUAAGGUACUUGGUAGAUCUAAUUCCGUCGGUGCUCAAUACCUGCGUCACCGACAAGCCGGUGGCACGUCGGGACGAGAAGGUUCUGAUGCUAAUGCUCCCGGCAAUAACACCAGGCCAAGCUCUGGUGCUGGCAAUAAUAUUAAUGGGAAAGGCGAUGAAUCUGGGUCACAACCGGCGCGGGUAGCACUAGGAUUGAGUAGCACGAUGAAAAGUGCUGUCAAUGUCAAGUUGGGUCGGAUAAAGAAGAGUGCUGUUAAUAAGAAGACUAGAUUUGUCACUUCGAAGGGCAUCAGGGAUGCAGGGAGGGAUAGUCUUGGUGGUCCAGGGGAUGGCACUGGUAAUGACAAUAAUGUGGAUUAUGAUGAUGACUUGGACAUUGUGUAA
Molecule: messenger RNA, 2193 nt
Organism: Histoplasma mississippiense
Lineage: Eukaryota; Fungi; Ascomycota; Eurotiomycetes; Onygenales; Ajellomycetaceae
Exons: 3
Coding region: 1-2193 (730 amino acids)
Biological process (GO): DNA replication initiation; DNA replication
Cellular component (GO): replication fork protection complex; nucleus
Molecular function (GO): single-stranded DNA binding; DNA replication origin binding
Source: RefSeq, a predicted model, not a curated record